This is a messenger RNA of Laetiporus sulphureus 93-53, 1812 nucleotides long. RefSeq names its product MATE efflux family protein. Gene Ontology annotation, molecular function: xenobiotic transmembrane transporter activity; antiporter activity. NCBI's taxonomy places the organism in Eukaryota, Fungi, Basidiomycota, Agaricomycetes, Polyporales, Laetiporaceae. The record is from RefSeq and is a predicted model, not a curated record. The transcript is spliced from 15 exons. Bases 1 to 1812 code for a protein of 603 amino acids. Gene Ontology annotation, biological process: xenobiotic detoxification by transmembrane export across the plasma membrane. Gene Ontology annotation, cellular component: membrane.
AUGUCGUACACCUACCUGCACGCGACGACGCCGUCCUCCCUGCCCUCCGACUACGCCCUCCUCUCGCGCUAUUCCGCCGCUCAGGGCAUUCAAGAGCCUGAACUUCCGAGCGAGGUCGAGCCCGAGGAGCUCUUCAGCGAGUCAGAAGAAGAGGGCUCGACGUCCCGCACACGACGUACGCUCGCCAUCCCUCGCCCGGGCUCACGGACCUCUCGACGCAGCAGUUUCCCGACCUCGUAUAUUGCGCCCUUCCAGCCGACGACAGGCCCGUUGCCAGAUAAGUCUGGCUAUCGCUCAGGCCCUGCGGACCUCGAGGCAAUGGAGAAUACACCGCUGCUGGCGCCGCUCGUACCCAGAAUAGAAGAGGAGGUAGAUAGAGAGGAUGAUGAGCUCGAGUCGAGGGAACAUCCGCUUGGCAUGUAUCGUGAGGAGUUAGGCAUACUCAUGAAGUAUACAUUGCCAGUAUUCGGGACGCAUGUUCUGGAGUAUUCUCUGGUGAUAGCAUCCGUUGUGUCCCUUGGACAUCUAUCCACGACCGCGCUCGCCGCAUCGACAUUAGGCUCGAUGACGGCGAGUGUGACAGGUCUGAGCAUCGUGCAAGGUUUCACGAGUACGCUUGACACCAUGCUGCCCAGUGCGUGGACGUCGUCUCAGCCUCAGCUCGUUGGUCUAUGGUCACAGCGGAUGGCGGUUGUGAUGGCUGCUGUUCUUGUUCCUAUCAUUUUCAUUUGGUUCAGCGCCGAGACGAUUCUCCUCUUCCUCAAGCAAGAUCCCGAGGUAGCCCACCUAGCUGCACUCUAUCUGAGAUGCCUGAUAAUUGGUCUUCCUGCAUAUACCUUCAACGCCAUUUCUAGGCGGUAUUUCCAGUCGCAGGGACAUUUCACAGUACCCACCCACAUCAUCCUUGUUGUUGCGCCCAUAAAUGCCCUUCUUAACUAUCUCCUUGUCUGGGGUCCUAAGCCCUUCGGUCUCGGGUUCAUCGGCGCACCCAUUGCGACUGCCGUUUCCUUCAAUCUCAUUUCUCUCGCGUCCAUUGUGUACGGCAUCUUUUUCGUCCCCAAGACGGCGUGGUACCCGCUUUCUCGUCGAUGCUUCACCAGCUUGGGUGUACUGGUCCAUCUAGGGCUGGCUAGUGUUGGUCAAACGGCAUCCGAAUGGUGGUCUUGGGAGCUUGUUAGUCUCGCGGCCAGCAUGCUCGGCCCCAUCGCCCUUGCCACUCAGUCGGUAUUGCUGGUAUCAGCCUCAACAACUUACCAGGCACCAUUCGCUCUUAGCGUCGCCACCUCUGUCAGGAUAGGUAACCUGCUCGGAGAAGAGAAGGCUAAGCGUGCAGGUGUCGCCGCAAAUGUGUCCAUUCUAAUGUCUUUGGCAAUCAGCUUGAUUUGGAGCACGAUGUUCAUGGUCUUUAGGAAGUCUUGGGCGCAUUUGUUCAACGACGACCCAGAGGUUGUUGUGCUCGUAGCAUCUAUUCUACCGCUCGUCGCGCUCUUUCAAGUCUUCGAUGGUCUCGGAGGUGUCACAGGAGGCAUCUUGCGAGCGAUUGGAAAACAGUUCACCGGUGCCCUACUGAAUCUGACCGCCUACUAUGUAAUCGGCAUCCCGUUUGGCCUCUGGCUGACGUUCUGGAGAGGAAUGCAACUGUAUGGGUUGUGGAUCGGGCUGACGGUUUCACUUGUGUACUGCGCCGCGAUCGGCGUGUGGAUAUGUGUGCGCACCGACUGGGAGAGGGAGGUGGAGAAGGUGAGACAGCGUCUCGCGAUUGAUCGGGAUCGCGGGAAGCAUGUUCAGGGCGAUGUGGAGGGGCAGAGUUAA